AUGGAGGGAGAAGGAAAGCAGAAUGAAGAGUUGCAGACUGCAGGCGACCCGAGACCCUCGCGUUCGCAUGCAUCGAGUAGUCGCGCGCGACCUGAAGGCAAUCCACCACAGGCCCCUCGCGUCGUCAUCGCGCUCACGGUGACACUUGUCGUCCACCCAGAUCCCAAGCCCCCGUGUGGACUGCUGGACCAUUCGCAGCACCCCAUGCCUCGAUCUGCACCCCACAAACCCCGUCCAUUCCAUUUCGAUUUCAUUCAAUUCGUUGCACGUCCAGCACAGUCCGCGCCCUCGUCACUCCGACUUGGUGCGCCUGCGUCUCUCGGGUCUACGUCUAUGACUACACCUACUGAUCGUUCCCCACCCUCGCCGCCGAGGCGUAUCUCAGAUCCCAGAUUGCGCGCUUCGACGCUGGACUCCGUGGCCCCGUAUGUCCGCCACCAGCGCACCACCCGGCUGGCCGAGAAAGAGGUCGUGGAAGGAGUUUUUCCCCCUGCAUUGAGAGCGAUUCCAUAUACCGGAAAGCUACCUCACCCACAUAUGCCUACACAUCUUGCCACAACUUUGUCGUCAGGAUCGAGGAAAGAGAUCAUCGACCGGGUGUGGAAGGCCUUCCUUCCAAGGAGUGUCGACAGCGAGACGUAUGGUCCCUUCUUCAAGAAUUCCACUGGAUUGAAGAGCACCGCAUGGAACCUUGAGAUAUAUGAUAUCCCGAAUACGACACUCCCGUCGACGCGAACGAUUCCUUUUGCCGUCCGCGAUGAGCCACGAUCGCCUAUCACUGCGAGUAUGAGACUGCGAUGGACAGUGUCACCUGCGUCUGCGACUUGGGGGACCCAGGGCGGCUGCUUCCCUCUUCGCGAUAGUGCAUGCUUACCGAACAAUCAGCCGACAGGCGCUGCCACCCAGUCUCCCUUGUCUCACAACCACCAACGCCUGCGACCUCCACCCCGCCAAUGCAUGCGUACCAACGCCGGGCAAUCUCAAGAUCUCAUCCCUGGUGUGCACGGCUCCCCGCCAACUCAGGGCACGACUCAUCCAGCUGGCAUGACACCAUCUCUCACGCGCACCCUUGGCUUUACGACGGCGACGAUAAGAAGCGCAGCAUAA
This is a messenger RNA of Pleurotus ostreatus (oyster mushroom), 1107 nucleotides long. RefSeq lists its product as uncharacterized. The record is from RefSeq and is a predicted model, not a curated record. Bases 1 to 1107 code for a protein of 368 amino acids. The transcript has 5 exons. Lineage: Eukaryota; Fungi; Basidiomycota; Agaricomycetes; Agaricales; Pleurotaceae.